Aspergillus mulundensis is the source of this 996-nucleotide messenger RNA. RefSeq names its product translation initiation/elongation factor MRX8. The record is from RefSeq and is a predicted model, not a curated record. Gene Ontology annotation, cellular component: mitochondrion. The coding region runs from base 1 to 996 and encodes 331 amino acids. Gene Ontology annotation, molecular function: GTP binding. NCBI's taxonomy places the organism in Eukaryota, Fungi, Ascomycota, Eurotiomycetes, Eurotiales, Aspergillaceae. The transcript is spliced from 2 exons.
AUGAAUCUAUCAUCCUACAUUUGUCGCAAUUGCCGACAGACUCUCUACUCACGCAUUUUCUACCAAACAAUCACCACGACCGCGUCAUCUGCACCUUCUCAGCCUCAAUCGCAAACCCAAGUACAAAAAAUCCCUCCGCUCCGCGAUCUAACACCCAACCACAUCUCCUACUACUGGGACACGUCAAUACCGACAGAACCGCAACUCGCAUACGCUGACAAGCUUUUCGCGCCUUCGCGUCAUUCCCCCAUAAAACUAUGGUCCGCAGCGAAAUUCCGCACCACGCCUCUGUCCUCGGCGGAGCCGGAAGUCGCGUUCCUCGGCCGGUCGAAUGUUGGGAAAAGCUCGCUGCUGAACGCGAUCAUGGGGCAAGAGAUGUGCUGGACGUCAUCAAAGCCGGGGCGGACAAGGGAGAUGAAUGCGUUUGGAAUUGGCGGGACGAAGGGCGGCGAGUCGAAGAUUGUCCUGCUUGAUAUGCCGGGGUACGGGAAGGCCAGUCGGACGGAGUGGGGGGCGGAGAUUAUGAAGUACUUGCAGGGUAGGAAGCAACUCCGCCGCGCCUUCCUUCUGAUCGACAGCGAACACGGCAUAAAGCCGACGGACGCCGCAAUCCUCAGCCUCUUCCGCAAGUACGCGAUCCCGCAUCAAAUCAUUCUUUCAAAGGUCGACAAGCUACUCGUGAAGAAGAAAUCCAAGCCUACGAGCGUCCCCUCCGCCACGAAACUCGCUGCUCUACGUGCUACUCUCGAGAAACUCAGACCAGUCGUGCAGCCAGACGCCCGCACAGCACGCAUUGAUGGUCCCGGUGCCCUAGGAGAACUAUUAACGUGUAGCGCGGACACGCCGCUUGGUGAAGGACGGUUUCUAGGGAUCAGCGCCGUCCGCUGGGCUAUCAUCUCUGCUGCGGGCUUGGAUGGGUUGGUUGAGGCUAGGACGGCGUUGGGGUCUCCUGGGAUGGAGAGGGCCGGCGAGGGACUGGUUGGCGGUGCUGCUUGA